GCAAAAGGGCUUUCUCUUGUUUCUCAUCUGGUUGGCUACUUAGAUUUCUAGCCAUCUAGUUUGGCCUUCAUCAUCAUCAUCAAUACCCUUGUGAUGGCUUCAUCUAACAGACACUGGCCUAGCAUGUUCAAGUCCAAGCCCUGCAAUACUACUCAUCACCAAUGGCAGCAUGACAUGAACCCACCUCUCUUAUCAAACGGUUGCCAGAGAAACCCCUACCCAUCAGUUUCUAGCUGUGAUGAACGGAGCCCAGAGCCGAAACCACGAUGGAAUCCUAAACCGGAGCAGAUACGGAUUCUGGAAAGGAUAUUCAAUUCGGGAGUGGUGAACCCACCGAGGGAUGAGAUUAAGAAGAUAAGAUCUCAACUCCAAGAGUAUGGCCAAGUAGGCGAUACCAACGUCUUCUACUGGUUCCAGAACCGGAAAUCGAGAAGCAAACACAAGCAGCGCCACCUUCAGACCGUUAAGACACCGGCUCAAUCCGGUCCAACCACCCCUGGUUUGCCAUUGGUUCAGACCAUCGCUGCACCCUCAUCUUCCUCGUCCUCGUCAUCUGAGAAAUCUCCUCCACGAAAGACCAACCAGAAGAUGGCCAUAGGAGGUGGUGGUGGUGGUGGACCCAAUCCCAUUGUGCUCGACGCAUCCAAUUCUGAACCAUUUUUCUUUCCGGUCCAACCGUCUUCAUUCACUCAUGGUCAUGGGUUCUGCUUUUCCGACAUAUCCAACCUGGUUCAAUUUCAAGAUCAAGCGGUCGGGCCUUCUUCGUCCGGCCUCCUACUGAGUGAACUGAUAAACCAAGGUGGUCCAAAGAAGGAUGAACAAGCGAAGAUGAAGUUGGACCAGCAACUCAGCUAUGCUUCAGCCACUACUGCUCCAACCACAAAUACUGUCACUUCCAUCACUCCUAUUACCACUGGUUCGACCGCUCUCAAUCAAAUUCAUGGAGGUACGAUUUCAGGUAGUGGAAUGGGGCCGGCGGCGAAAUCGACGGUGUUCAUAGAUGACGUGGCGUUCGAGGUGACCGGUGGUCCGGUUAACGUAAGAGAAACGUUUGGGGAUGAUGCAGUUCUCAUCCACUCUUCUGGUCGACCCGUCCUCACCAACGAGUGGGGCGUAACCCUGCAAUCCCUGCAACACGGCGCAUUCUAUUAUCUUGUUUGAGAGAAUGGGUGAUGCUGAUCGAGGGG
Molecule: messenger RNA, 1187 nt
Organism: Telopea speciosissima
Lineage: Eukaryota; Viridiplantae; Streptophyta; Magnoliopsida; Proteales; Proteaceae
Product: WUSCHEL-related homeobox 9-like
Exons: 4
Coding region: 94-1161 (355 amino acids)
Biological process (GO): regulation of developmental process
Molecular function (GO): DNA binding; DNA-binding transcription factor activity
Source: RefSeq, a predicted model, not a curated record